This is a messenger RNA of Etheostoma spectabile (orangethroat darter), 2364 nucleotides long. RefSeq names its product guanine nucleotide-binding protein G(s) subunit alpha. The record is from RefSeq and is a predicted model, not a curated record. The transcript is spliced from 12 exons. Gene Ontology annotation, molecular function: G-protein beta/gamma-subunit complex binding; GTP binding; mu-type opioid receptor binding. Gene Ontology annotation, biological process: adenylate cyclase-activating dopamine receptor signaling pathway; sensory perception of chemical stimulus. Gene Ontology annotation, cellular component: heterotrimeric G-protein complex; cytoplasm. Lineage: Eukaryota; Metazoa; Chordata; Actinopteri; Perciformes; Percidae. Bases 492 to 1631 code for a protein of 379 amino acids.
AUAUGUGCUUCAAAGGCAGUGUAAAUUGAUUUAAACAAACAGGACCAUUGACAAUUCAUGUACAUUGCAAGGCUGGAAAUUUCACAUCCACUCAUGUUAAUGUUGAUGACUUCAUUGCGGAUUUACAGUAAAAAAAACACAAGAAUUAAGCGUGUGAGAGGGCGGCAUUGUUGCCCGCUCCUUUUGGAGUGAUCUCAUGUUGAUAAAUUGCCAGUAAAUAGCCACAUUCAUCCAUAAACACUGUGCCAAAGCCUGGUGGAGCCCACUGUCUACUAACUGGUUUACAUCUUGUUUCAUUUGGCAACAUAAAUGACACCCAUUUUGAGGCGGGUGUUCCUCUGUUGGGCCAGUCUAGGAAUUUAGGGUUGAUUGAUUUGCUUCUGAUCAACACCCUGCCUCCUUCCGCACUCCCUACACCUACCUACCUACCUACCCACCCACCCACCCACAACCCUGCCUCCACCUGAACCUAUUACUGGGGUUUUGGGAAGAUGGGCUGUCUUGGCAAUAGUAAGACUGAAGACCAACGAAAUGAGGAGAAGGCACAGAGGGAAGCCAACAAAAAGAUAGACAGGCAGCUCCAAAAAGACAAACAGAUAUACCGGGCGACUCACCGGCUACUACUAUUAGGGGCUGGUGAAUCUGGAAAAAGCACGAUAGUUAAACAGAUGCGAAUACUACACGUUAAUGGCUUCAACGCAGAGGAGAAAAAACAGAAAAUACAUGAUAUUAAAAACAACAUUAAAGAAGCUAUAGAGACGAUUGUGGCUGCCAUGAAUACGCUGACACCGCCAUGCCAGGUAGCCUGUCCUGCGAACAAAAGCCGAAUCGAUUAUGUCCUGAACCAAGUAAACCAGAAGGAUUUUGAGUUUCCUUCGGAGUUUUAUGACCAUGCAAAGAUCCUCUGGCAGGACGAGGGUGUGCAGUCCUGCUGGGAAAGGUCCAACGAAUAUCAACUCAUCGACUGCGCACAAUACUUCCUAGACCGGGUCGACGUGGUCAAGCAGAAUGACUACACCCCCACGGAUCAGGACCUGUUGAGAUGCAGAGUACUGACAUCUGGGAUCUUCGAGACACGAUUUCAGAUAGACAAAGUCAAUUUCCAUAUGUUCGAUGUUGGCGGUCAGAGGGAUGAACGUCGAAAAUGGAUCCAGUGUUUUAACGAUGUGACAGCUAUCAUCUUUGUGGUGGCGAGUAGCAGCUACAACAUGGUGAUCAGAGAGGACAAUCAGACCAACAGACUACAGGAAGCACUCAACCUUUUCAAGAACAUUUGGAACAACAGGUGGCUACGGACCAUUUCGGUAAUCCUCUUCCUGAACAAACAGGACCUGCUCGCUGAGAAGGUUUUGGCAGGGAAAUCUAAAAUCGAGGACUAUUUCCCUGAGUUUGCACGCUACACUACACCUGAUGAUGCAAUACCAGAGCCAGGUGAGGAUCCCCGCGUCACAAGGGCCAAGUACUUCAUUCGGGAUGAGUUUCUGAGGAUCAGCACAGCCAGCGGGGACGGACGGCAUUACUGUUACCCCCAUUUCACCUGCGCCGUCGACACAGAAAACAUCCGCCGCGUCUUCAGUGACUGUCGCGACAUCAUACAGAGGAUGCACCUACGGCAGUACGAGCUCUUAUAAUGGGCAGUGGCGUCCGGCCUACUUAUCUACCUACCAACCUACCUAUCCACCCGCCCCUCCACUUCCUCCAACUUCACCAAACAACCAAGCCCUCCCCUCCAUCCUGAUACAACUCCUAUUUCUCCCGGUUACACAACUUCAGAAAUACAGAACAGUGGAAAGACUUUUUUUAUGUUUAAAAAAAAGGAAACACAGUAAAGGAUACACCAACAUUAACCAGGACUGACUGCUGUACUUACAGACUGGAAUCCCUCAGUGCAGGCUAUCCCUUCUUUUAGCUCUUUCUCUCUCUCAGAUAUAUGAACACACACACACACACACACACACACACACACACACACACACACACACACACUACAGCAUAAGACAUUCAGAGCCCUUAGGUUUUGAUGUCUCAUAUCGCAAACACACUCAAACUCUUUUAAAACUAAGUCGUCCUGCUUUUACCAGUUGGCAGAGGCCAAAUAAAAUAAUGCUUUCUGAGAGAGGAGUUUAUUAUUAUUCACUACUUGCUGAAGAUGACGGAGGAGGCGGAGGAGGAGAAGAAGAGAACAAUGGACGUGGAGGGAGGCAAACUGGUAUAGUGAAGGACUGUGAGGCUUUUUGUGGCCCGAACAGACGGACUAAUUGACGGCUGCCUGUGGACGUGAGCGUGACUUGAGCAUAAGACCACACGGCCCACGUGACCUGCUCUUCAAGAAACCAAUGGAGGAGGGACGGCAGAAAACAACAA